AUGUUCAGUUCCUCCUCGAGUAGCAAGGACCAAGAUGCCAUGGUCUUGUCGUCCAUCCAGGUGGCCUCUCAGAAUUGGGAAGCCUUUCAAUGGAGUGGCAAGUUGGAUCAGUAUGGCGUGACACUGAACACCACCAAGGAAGCCCGAGAACAAGCCCAAGCGGCUCGCAAGGACAUUGUCGAUACGACCAAACAAUUCAAGCGUUCCGUCAAGGUGGUCGAAACUGCCAAACAAGGUUUAACAUCCUCGAAUACUCCCGAGACUGCCGCUGCCGCAGUGGCGGCCAUUGAUGCCAUGUCCAAGGAAUGCCGUGUCAUUGUCAAGGCAUAUCAGGGAGAGAUUGACAAUCUCACGCGACGCUGCAAAAACUCCGAGACUGCGUUUAGUAAUCUUUAUCAGGCGUUGACGGAAAUGCCAGAUCCGUCGGCCGUGCUCUCGACCGUCUUGGAACAGAUGCAAAAGCAACAAGCGGAAAUUGAAACGCUCCAAAAGACCAACGACGAAGUGCAAAAGGAGGCACAAAAACUACAAAAGGACAUGGCUCAACUCAAGAAAAACAACAAAAACGAAUCUGGUUUGACGCGACAAGAAAAGGAAGAAUUGAUUGAAUUGCGUCGCGAGGUGAUGGAAUACGAAAUUGAGACCAAGAAUCUCAAGGAUCAAUCCGUCACCGUGCGCAAGCUAGAAGCCAAAAUUGCCGAAUUGCAGGAAAAUGCCGUCAUUGAUAUGCAAGAAAAAUUAGAAAUUGCACAAGAAGAAUUGGCCGAAACGGAGGGACGUCGAGCGGCCGAAGCAUUGGAACGAGAAGCCGCCAUGGAACGCAAGGUCGAAAACUUGGAACUCCAGCUCAAGGCGGAACGGGCCGGACGAGCCGCGGCGCAGUCGCAUCUUUUGGAUGCCGAUGAAGGUGCCGGAGAGCGAGAAGCUGCCUGGGAAGCUCAACGACGCAUCUUGGUGGAUGAUUCCGAGAGGUUGCGUCAAACCUUACAUGUUGUGACGCGAGAACGCGAUGAUUUGGGCUUGAAGUUGGCGGCUGUUACUGGAAGAAGUGUAGGAGGCAAAACACCUCCCGCAUCGGGUGGAAUUAGCAUGGCAGAUUUCGUGUUGGAGCGAAAGGCAUACGAGGCAGAGGUUGCUGAACUCGCGCAUACGGCAAGUUCCCUCCGAGAAGAAUUGAAGGCCAAGGAUGAAUCCGUGGUUGAAGAAAGGAGAUCGUUGCAGGCAAAGGUGUCUGCUUUGGAACAGGACAAGGCCGCUCUUUCAGCGUCCGUGUCGUCCUUGGAAGGACAGCUGGCAGCCGCACCAACACAGUCACUUCUUAACAGCAUGAAAAGAGAGUUAAGGAUCCUGAAACGUUUGGAGUACAAUGCUGAUGACGUGGACGCUGCAGAGGAUCCGGAAACGACGGGAACCGGAAUCUCGGGAGAUGAUGACGACAAAGAUCUAGAGUCCGUGCUAGUGGAGAAGCUGCGACGUGCAGAAUCAGAUUUAGUGAAAGAACGAAAUUCGAGACUCGAACAGGCAAAGGAAUGUGAACGCUUGAGAUCAGAGAUGGAGGCUUCCAGCAAAGCCCAGACAGAAGCCGAGAAGCUUGUUCAAUCUCUCGAAAAAGAUCUUGAGAGAGCCAUCGUCGCACCCAGCACACCGACAGAUGCAGCCUCAAAACCCCGUCGCACUGCCAAUAUGCCAACACCCGUGUCCGAGGAGGAAGAAGCUUCUACUCUCAACAGCAUCUUGGAUCCAAACGCAACACCCCCACCACCUGUAGCAAAGCAGGCGCCGCAAGCCUCCGCAGCGGCCACUGAAAAGGCAGAAGAUGAUCAUUCUGUGGCUACCAUUGUAAUGGCCCAGCGUGAUCGUUUGAGGGCUAGAUGCGAGGCUUUGGAAGCAGAACGAGACAGUUUCAAACGGGAACUGCAGGUCCAGGUUCAAUCGGCAGAAUCUUUGAAGAGCGACAAUACCAAGCUAUACGAGAAGGUCCGCUACCUCCAAAACUUUAGUGGCACUGGUGGCAAUCGCGGAGGAGCCGGGUUCAACAAGCUAGGAGCGAAUGACCGUGAUUUGGACUUGGAAGCACUCGAGCAACGUUACGAAGCUUCGGUUGACCCUUUCCGCCAAUUCGGUCGGUCAGAACGUCAGCGCAAACUAAAGGAAAUGCCUCCAAUGGAACGCAUUGUCUUUGUUGUGGCAAAGACUGUUCUUGGAACAAAGGCGAUGAGGACCGCAUUGGUCGCAUAUGUGACGUGCCUUCAUUUGUUGGUCUUCAUAACUACAAUGCACUGGUCGCACAAUGCAACUUGUGAUCAUUCAGAUCAUGAGCAUCUUGCGCACUUGCCUCCUGUGGUUCAUGAAGCUGCAAAGAACUUGAAGGGAGGGUAA
Messenger RNA from Seminavis robusta, 2379 nucleotides. Lineage: Eukaryota; Bacillariophyta; Bacillariophyceae; Naviculales; Naviculaceae. The record is from the annotation of a GenBank genome assembly.